GCCAGCUCCGUCCAGUCUGGACGAGGAGCGCUUGCGCAGACAGUCUGCGCCGGAUCCCUCCGACAGAGAGCUCCUCCGCCCGGGCAGCUCCCCGACGCCGACACCGCCUGCCGCCCGCUCGGAACCGCCGCUCGCCGGAAGCACCGCGCCCGCCGUCGACCAUGGUGAUCAAAGUCUACAUAGCAUCGUCCUCCGGCUCCACCUCGAUUAAGAAGCAGCAGCAGGAUGUGAUGGGCUUCCUGGCGGCCAAUAAGAUCGAGUUCGAGGAGUGUGACAUCGCAGCCAAUGAGGAAAACAGGAAGUGGAUGAGAGAGAACGUGCCGGAGGAGUCCAGGCCGGCCACGGGGAACCCUCUGCCGCCGCAGAUCUUCAACGAGAAACUACGAGGCCUUCUUCGAUGCCAGAGAGGACAACGCUGUGUACGCGUUUUUAGGUCUGACGGCUCCUCCGGGCUCCAAGGAGGCCGAGGCGCUCGCCAAGAAAGCACAGCAGUAGCUCCCACGCGACCCCUGACCCGACCCCUGACCUGGCUGGACCACGCCCAGCACCAAUCACAUCCGACUCACUUUAUUAACGUGCAUUUGUUUUUGUUGGAUCCAGAUGAAUCAUCUGCUCAGCUGUGCCUUGUCAGCUGCAGUCCAGGGAGCCGCCUCCCUCUAAACUGGGUCUGCUGUCGCCCGGACACUUCGAUGUAGCUGCGACGGAAGUGGUCCACUCGAGCUCAUGAACGUCUGCCGCCACCGAAGUCACCCGUCUGUGUGUUCCUGCCAAACCUGUCGCCAAAAUCGCUGCACUUUUUUUGUAGUUCAACUGAACAACCCCGUUCUCUGUGUUGUUUCUUUUAUAUUGUACUGAUGCUGUUUUAAUAGCAAACCUUUUCUACUAUGAUGUACAGUAUGUUCAAACACUCAUACUGUGAUUUUUAUUUUUUGUUUUUUUUUUUUGCUGUAAGCAAUCUGUUUUUGACUUGUUGGUAAUCCCAGUCUUAAAUCCCCUGAAUAAUCCCGACAAUAAACUCAAGUUCCAACUUUAAA
Messenger RNA from Synchiropus splendidus (mandarinfish), 1034 nucleotides. RefSeq names its product SH3 domain binding glutamate-rich protein like (gene sh3bgrl). Gene Ontology annotation, cellular component: cytoplasm. The transcript is spliced from 4 exons. Lineage: Eukaryota; Metazoa; Chordata; Actinopteri; Syngnathiformes; Callionymidae. The coding region runs from base 162 to 695 and encodes 177 amino acids. The record is from RefSeq and is a predicted model, not a curated record.